AUGAUUGGAUUAAGAUCAAUUUCAAAGAAUAAACAAACAAUAAAUUCAAUUUCAAAGAGUUUUUAUUGUACAUCAUCACCAUCAUCAUCAAGUGUAAAAUUAAGUGUAACAAGAUUAAUUGAUGGAUAUAGAGCACAUGGUCAUUUAGCAGCAAAUAUUGAUCCAUUAGCAAGAAUGGAAAGAAUUAGAAGUCAAUUAUUAGAUUUAGAUCGUUAUAAUUUAGUUAAAGGUCAAUCAAUUCCAUCAACUAUUGAUUUAAUUAAUCAAGAUUUAACCAACCUUGAUCAAGUUGUUAGUUUUCUUGAAAAUGCAUAUUGUAAUGAUGUUACAGCACAAUUUGAUCAUAUUGAAUCGAUUGAAGAAAAAGCAUGGCUCUAUGAAAAGUUUGAACAAUUACAACAUCAAAAUCCAUCAAAAUCUGAAAAAAUUAAUAUUUUAAAAAAUUUAAUUAAAUCUGAAAUUUUUGAUCAAUUUAUGCAAAAGAAAUUUCCAACUUUUAAAAGAUAUGGUUUAGAAGGUAAUGAAAGUAUGAUGGUAUCAUGUGAUUCAAUUUUUAGAGAAUCAGCAAAGAAUCAAUUAAAGAAUGUUGUAAUUGGUAUGCCACAUAGAGGUAGAUUAAAUUUAUUAGUACAAAUGUGUAAUUAUCCAGCAAAAGAUUUCUUUUGGAAAGUUAAAGGUAAUUCUGAAUUUUCAGAGGGUAUUUUAGGUGUUGGUGAUGUGACAAGUCAUAUUGCAGUUAGUACAGAUUUACAAUUUAAUAACAAUAAAGAGAGUGUACAUGUAUCAUUAAUUCAUAAUCCAUCACAUUUGGAGGCUGUAGAUCCUGUAGCAGCAGGUAAAACACGUGCAAAACAAUUUUAUGAAAAGAAUGAAGGUGGUUCAGAAUCAUUGUGUUUAAUGUUACAUGGUGAUGCAGCAGUUGCAGGUCAAGGUGUUGUAACUGAAACACUCCAGCUAUCUCAAUUGUCUGGAUUCAACAUUGGUGGUUGUGUACAUGUGAUUGUAAAUAAUCAAAUUGGGUUCACAACCGUUCCAACCAAUGGUAGAUCCAAUCGUUACAGUUCCGAUAUUGGUAAAUUCAUUGGUGCACCAAUCAUUGUAGUAAAUUCACAAUCACCAGAACAAGUUGAAAAAGUUUCGAGAUUGGCCGUUGAAUAUCGUCAAAAAUUCAAAAAGGAUAUAAUCAUUGAUUUAAUUGGAUGGAGAAAGUUUGGUCAUAAUGAAGUCGAUGAGCCAUCAUUCACUCAACCAACAAUGUAUCAAAAUAUUCGUAAACGUCAAUCUAUUCCACAAAAAUAUGCAACUCAAAUCAUUAGUCAAGGUAUCUUUAGUGAGCAAGAGUUGUUGGAAUUCACUCAAAAGGAACAAGCCAUUCUCGAAGAACAAUUCCAAUUAUCAACACCAGAGAAUUUCAAAUACUCACCAAUGGAUCAUUUACAAGGUAAAUGGAGUGGUUUAAUCCAAUCAAAGCAUAUUGCAGAUGAUAGUAAACUUGAUACAGGUUAUUCAGUUGAGGAGUUGAGCGAGAUUGCCAAUGACUCUGUAAAGGUUCCAUCGGAUUUCCAAGUUCAUCAAAGAUUACUUCGUUCUUUCUCAAAUGCAAGAUUAGAAAAGUUAAAACAAAACCAAGCAGAUUGGGCUACCGCAGAGUCUAUGGCAGUGGGUUCAUUAAUGAAACAAGGUUACAAUGUUAGAAUCUCUGGUCAAGACGUUGGUAGAGGUACUUUCUCUCAAAGACAUUUCAAUUUAACCGAACAAAAUUCUGACCGUAUAUAUCAACCAUUGAAUAACAUGGGUGCCAAAGGUGAAUUGGAUGUUGUAAAUAGUAAUCUUUCAGAGUUUGCCGUACUUUGCUAUGAGUAUGGCUAUUCAUUGGAGUCACCAGAUACACUACCAAUUUGGGAGGCACAAUUUGGUGAUUUCAUCAAUGGUGCUCAAAUCGCAAUCGAUCAAUUCGUUACAAGUGGUGAAUCUAAAUGGUUACGUCAAAGUGGUAUUGUCAUUCUUUUACCUCACGGUUUCGACGGUGCCGGUCCAGAGCAUUCAAGUUGUCGUAUUGAACGUUUCCUUCAAUUGAGUGAUACCGAAGCUGUAAAUGUCAAAGACGAUACAUUAAUCAAUCAAGAGACAAACUUUUACUUUAUCAAUCCUUCAACUCCUGCAAAUUAUUUCCAUGCACUUCGUAGACAAAUGAUUAGAAACUAUCGUAAACCAUUGAUUGUCGCUGGUCCAAAAGUAUUAUUACGUCAUCCAAAUUGUUUCUCAACUUUAAAUGAAAUGGCACCAGGAACUCAUUUCCAAACAGUUUUAUCCGAUCCUGAUACCAUCAAUAACGCAUCCACAAUUAAACGUGUCAUCUUUUGUAGUGGUAAAGUAUUCUAUGACCUCCAAGAGGAAAGAAAAGCAAAGAAUUUCAAUGAUGUAGCAAUCAUUCGUCUUGAACAAAUCGCUCCAUUCCCAUAUCAACGUAUUCAAGAAGAAAUCAAUCGUUAUUCAAACGCUACUAAAUUCGCUUGGGUUCAAGAAGAACAACAAAAUGGUGGUUGUUGGUCAUUCGUUGAACCACGUUUCAAACAACGUUAUCCACAAACUUCUCAAAUUAAAUAUAUUGGUAGACCACCUUUAGCUGCUUCUGCAAUUGGUAUCUCUUCAAUUCAUAAAAAAGAAGUUUCUCAAUUAUUAAUUGAUGCUUUUAAUUUUUAA
Dictyostelium discoideum AX4 is the source of this 2703-nucleotide messenger RNA. RefSeq names its product oxoglutarate dehydrogenase (gene odhA). The record is from RefSeq and is a predicted model, not a curated record. Gene Ontology annotation, cellular component: mitochondrion. Bases 1 to 2703 code for a protein of 900 amino acids. Gene Ontology annotation, molecular function: oxidoreductase activity, acting on the aldehyde or oxo group of donors, disulfide as acceptor; thiamine pyrophosphate binding; 2-oxoadipate dehydrogenase activity. Lineage: Eukaryota; Evosea; Eumycetozoa; Dictyosteliales; Dictyosteliaceae. The transcript is spliced from 2 exons.